GCCCGUAUGUACGAAGUCGCAUCAGUGAAUCAGCGUCCACCGGCAUCGGAUUCUUGCAGCUCAAGAGUAGAGGUGCACGAGUAUGCGUAUGCAGCAAUCAUUGACGAGGCAAAGAUUGCCAGGACGGCCGCAGCAGCAGCAGCAGCAGCAGCAGCAGCAGCAGCAGCAGCCUCCAGACGCCCAACAAUCUCAACAGUCUCGAAACAAUCAGAUGGCUGGAGAUGUUCUAACAGUUAUUGCUGUUGACGUAGCAAAGGGACUCACUGCCUCUUUUGUCAGUGUACUUAUAGUCCAACUAACAACUUACCAUCCAAGCUUCACUCCAUAUAGUCUAGCACUAUUCUCAUCGGGACUUGCUGUACUGCUGCCGCUUGUUUUUUGUGAUACAAGUUUUGAGAGACAACGAUUUUAUUAUGUUGUUGGAGUAUGUUACUUGGCAAUUUUGGUUUAUGUGUAUAUUAACAGAGCUCCUCCAUGGGGAACUUGCUGGGAUUCUGUUCGAAAGAGUGCAUUUGAGCUGUGUAAGGAGAUUGACUUUGAACACAGCGCGACACUUGAUGGAAUGGUUUCUAAUAACCUUAUUGACUCGCCGAGUGCAGAGACAAUAAGUAAAAAUAUGCUAAAUUGGACAAGUCAUGAUAGUUACUGGUUGUUGACGAAAGUUCUGCCGUGGAGUUAUGAUUCAGGAUUCUUUAAAUUUUGUUGUUUGCUACAUGCAAAGGGCAAUUUGCCUAAAGUUGGAAGAAAACUUUGUAAGGAAUGCAAUGGAUUUAGUUUUCAAACAUGCAAAUUCAAUGAGUCAGUACAGUUUGUUUUUGACUCAUCUUGCCAAUCAUUGGCAGACAAAAUAAAUGGUGGUGAUCUAGACUUUUUCUUCAUUGUGCCUCUUGUUCUGAAAUAUGUGGAUAAACCAGAAAGAAUGAAGUCUCAAAUGGUAUAUAAUGCCUCAAUUGUUUGCAUGACUGAUCGUAUUGUUGCAAGUAUGCUUGUAAGCAUGGAAGAAGAUUGCAUUAACAAAAGUGCUUUUUGUGAGAACAUGGCUUCUUAUCUAAAGGUUGAUUCUACUGAAGUAAAGAUACAGUAUACUAAGAAACACAGUACUUGGAUGUUGCUACAUCUAUCCAGUAGAGCUGGAUUGCGACUAUUGCAAACGUUCAGUGCAAGAGAGUUUAGAGAUCGAUUUGGUCAAACGAUAGCAAAAGCCCUGAAAGCAGACUCUGCAAAAAAUGUUUCUAUUCAGGUGAAGAUAAGUGAUUUGCCAUCUUCUACAAUAUUUGUUAUUCCUACUGGAGAGUUUUCAGUCAAAUGGGAUGAAGAUGUUUAUGUUUUUACUGAUGAUAGUCUUGGAAUGUGGAUUAUAGGAAUUGUUUGCUUGGCGUUCAUUGUACUGAUAGUGAUGUACCUGCUGUUGACAUCAGGCAGGUCUGUUGGUCCUUUAGUGACCUGCCCUUCUGAUUUUGGAACAUCUGAUCUACACAGGACACCAAGCUGUGCUCACAGCACAGAGAGUUCAUCAGGAAUGUUCAAGACAAACAAGGCGACUUUGUCUUCAUCGUUAACAGUGGAAUUACAAUUAAGGAAGACUGACAAUUGUAUCAGUGACUUGUUUGAUGUUGUUGAUGAUGUGACUGAUGAUCUGCAAAUGUGUGAGAAACAGGUCAGUGGUAUACAAAAGCAACUCCAGCACACAAAGAAGUUGAACGAGGUAGAUAAGACAAUAUUGGGCAAACUUGAGGAGGGCAAAAUUGAGAUUGCACUACAGCUGAAUCAAGAUGAUUGUUCAGUUGGUGCUUGUUAUGCAAGAAUGAAACUGCAAGAACAUAACGUUGCAAGAGAUGUAAUUGAUAUGUGUGAUGCAAUUGAAGGCUAUCAAAAGAGUAUACACUCGCAUGUAGAACAAAUGUCACAAGUGUCAGAGCUAAUGAGAUCCAGUCAAACAUUAGUAGAAGGAAUGCAAACUAGGAUAGCUACUCUCAAGCUUCUUCGGAAAGAAGAGGCAUACAAAGCUGAUCACAACAAAUCACUUCAAAACAAACUUGAUGAAUUGUGUGAAGCGGUGAGGAAGGGUGAUAUACAGUCAGUAAAGUGGCGUCUUUUGGAGAUGGAAGUUGAUAUCAAUGGAUGUGAUAAGGAUGGGAACACUCUUCUGAUACAAGCGUGUGAGAAUAAUCAGAAGGAAAUUGUUGAGUUUCUACUCACUAAAUCAGCAGGUGUUAAUGGGACUGGCAUGUUGGGAUUUACAGCUUUGAUUGUAUCUGCAAGCAUUGGAUCAGAAGACAUCACUGAUCUACUACUGAAUGUCAAAGAUAUUAAUGUGAUGAAGGGAGAUAUUUUGGGAAGGACAGCCAUCCAUUGGGCUGCAGUGAGUAAUCACGUGACCAUUGUAGAGAGACUUUUGUCUUGUUCUGUUUGUGUUGAUAUCAAUGAUAAUUUUGGUUGUACACCACUGUGGUAUGCUGCCCGUCAUGGUCGUGUGUGUUGUGUUGAUUUUCUCCUAAAACAUGGAGCGAGUCCCCAACAUGAGAGUGAGUGGGGAUCACCACUGGAGAUUGCCAAGCAACUUGGUCACAGUGAUGUAGUUGAGAUGAUGAAAGAAGCCAUAAGAUUGACAUCUCAUCCUUAUGUGUCUGCUGUAAGACAGCAAUAUGAACAGAAAGCUACAAAACUGGAGAGUGAAGGUCAACGGAAAGAGGAGGAAAUUUCUUAUCUCAGAAUGGCAAAAGCCGAUACAGCUACAAAACUGGAGAGUGAAGGUCAACGGAAAGAGGAGGAAAUUUCUUAUCUCAGAAUGGCAAGAGCCAAUAUAGUGGCUGCAGAUCAUGAUGAAACUUGGUUGUUGUCACAGCCACCAGUGACAUCUCAUCUUCAUGUGUCUGCUGUAAGACAGCAAUAUGAACAGAAAGUAAUGGCUACAAAACUGGAGAGUGAAGGUCAACGGAAAGAGGAGGAAAUUUCUUAUCUCAGAAUGGCAAGAGCCGAUACAGUUGGUGCAGAUCAUGAUGAAAGUUGGUUGUUGUCACAGUCACCAGGAGACGUCAUACAUGCUGUCAUUGCUUUGGCUUGUGAUCAGUGGAGUGAUGUUGGACUUGAGUUAGGAUAUCGAAUGCCUGAAAUCAACUCAAUCACUUCAUCCAUUCCUGUACCUGGUAGCAAAUUACGUGCCAUACUGCUAACAAAAGCACUUGCUGUUCGCACAUGCGAUUUCAUUCGUAUGAUGUUGUCUGCUUGUCAGCGUAUUUCCAUGCCAAUUUGUGCUGCUGCAAUAAGAGAUGAGGUGGUUAAACGUCACGAGAGACUGAGAGCACAGAACGGUGGACAAUAGAAUAAUUGAAUUUGUCACUUUGUUGUCUGCAUGACUAAUCAUAUGGUUUAUGCUUUAUUGUUGAGUGAUGUGUUAGUAAGAAUAUCUUUCUUGUUUGUAAUGAUUCAAGCAUUUAUCUAUUUGUGUUUUAGGGUUUUUAUUAAAAUUACAGCUUGAACACACUAAACAUUAUGUGCAGUGUAAUAUUUAUGCCAAAUUUUAAAUGUUAAUAUUAGGG
Corticium candelabrum is the source of this 3539-nucleotide messenger RNA. RefSeq lists its product as uncharacterized. The record is from RefSeq and is a predicted model, not a curated record. The transcript is spliced from 25 exons. Gene Ontology annotation, molecular function: protein binding. Lineage: Eukaryota; Metazoa; Porifera; Homoscleromorpha; Homosclerophorida; Plakinidae. Bases 83 to 3322 code for a protein of 1079 amino acids.